GUGUCAUCUGACUGGAGAUGAAAUUAAAUUGAUAUGAGUCCUCCCCGCGAAUGGGUACACUACUACUACUAGUCCAAGUGUCGAGAAGUUUCAAGAUGUUGAAGGUGUCUGAGAAUUGGCAGCUCAAGGUGGGCGAUGCAAUGCCGAUUACAGUGACCGUCAUCUUGCCGUCGUCCUGACUGCCAUCUAGAUGCCAAGCAAAGUGUUGUCGUGAGCCUAGUAGGAUUGCAUGUUGGAGAGCAAGAUAAGUUCUCGUCCUGCUCCACAAAACCGAAAGAUGCGUGCUGCUCUCCUUGCUGUUUCGUCGGCUUCGGCCUUAGUUGCUGCGUCCGCGACCGAGCAAACCCCGAUUCAGAAAGUGGUUGGUCUGUUGCAGCAAAUGGCUCAGAACCUAGAGGACGAAAAGAAAAAAGACGGAGAAUUGUACCUAUCUUCAGAUCUAGAAGGCUAGAGUGUAGAUCAAGACUUACUUCGACUUCCAGCUUCAAAUACUCAUGCCUACGGUCCUCCUCUCGUCGCAUCACAAAAAGUACAACAAGUAGAACAAUAAACUUAAACAGGUACUCGGAUCUUCAGUGUUGGUGCAAAACGAAUAUCAAGGACAAGACUAAGGCCAUAGCUGGUGGGAAAGCAGCUGCCAAAACGCUAGAAGGGGAGAUAUUCGAAGAGGCUGGCAAAGUUGGUGAAUAUGAAAGUUAUGGCUCCACUUCAGGUUCUUCUCCUUCUGUUGUUGCCUAAUCGUAAAAGCAAUCGAAUUAUAUAUGGUACUAAGCAUGUUGAGGACGAAUCUUCAGCAAAGCUACUAGCUUUAAGCUUCAGCAAAGCCAAAGCUAGUAGUUGAAUAAAGAAAUUAUAGAACAACGAAAGGUAAUGAUAAUGAUCACGUCUUCAGGGAGUGGGAAAUCUUCGGAAACGUUUCCAAAACCACUCCACUGUGAUUUUCAGCUCUGCUCGAGAACCAUCCUCCAAUUUCAAUUGUCUAGCUGCUCUCUCCCCCGCGUCCCCUACUUCUAAUCCGUCAACGCCAAGAACGCCAAGAAGAAAGUGGCCAAGCUAGAACAGACUCUUGCGGACUCAGAAGAGCAAUGCGAAGCGUCGAUGAAGGAUAUGAGACAGGAAGAAGCUGAACUGGCCUCGACCGUUGCAGCACUAGACAACGCAUUGAAAAUCCUUGUUAUGGCGGAACAAAUGGAAUGAUGUUUCUCCUAUUAUAGUCUAAGAAGUAUUUCUUAGUUGAUGUACUCGUUCAUCUUUCCAGGUAGUUUACGUUUCCGGACCUCCGUAAAGGAGUUGUACCGUAGAAGAAGUACUUUCUUUUCUCCUCGUAUCGAAGGAGCUCGAUAAAUCAUUGAGACGGUAGCUAGGGGUAGUACCAGCUCCUAGUAUGAUAACCUAUCCUAUCCAGGGAGGUCAUCUGCAUGAUAUAAUUAUGUAACAAGACAGGAGAACUGGAUCUACGUAUAGAAUGGCAUUAUCUGCUGAUCUAUAUCUUGCCGAUUAUAGCAUGGUGUUAUAAUAUUUAUAGAAUCAAAAGGAUCUACUCUUCUAAUCCUCGCAAGCACCAGUCGUUGUUGCAGACCAAUCCAGAGGUGGUUUCAGCCUUACAAACGACUCUGCACAUCACGAACCAGAAAGCACGAAUCAUGUACGGAAAGGACUACAGCUCAAACUUUGGAGGCAAGAGUUUCUUGCAAGCGAGCACGGGAGCCGAAGCCAAACUCGGACAAGCACUUAGUGGUCUUUUGCUUAUACUACUUUUUUCUUUUCGAAUUGGAUUCAUUUGGAUGGGUUUUCGUGAUGGAAUGUAAAUUUUCAAUUUGGGUGGGUUUCGUUUUCCAUCAUCUUGUACUACAACAACAACAUCAUCUACAUCCAUGGUUUCCUGUCGCUCUUCCAAACUUAAACUGUGGAACAAGAAACACGAAAUAGACCUCAGGUUCCUUCCGCCCUGUUCUGGACGAGGCCUCUGCUUCCUCUGUUUUAGGCGCUUUUGUGCAGAAAGCUGGGCAUUUGGGUAAAUAUCAGAGUGGUAGUGGCCAAGUAUUUGGUAUCCUGAAUUCCAUGAAAGACGAGUUCUCCGCAGAUUUGGCUGAAUUACAGAAGAAAAUCGAAACCGAGACGAAAGCCUGCAAAGAGUUGAAGUUAAGGCUACCGUAAAGAGAAGUAGGGGUGUAAGUGCUUAAUAUGAGAAGGCGCCAUUUUUUAUGAAUCACGUCUGAUAAACCACGUAGUACACUGACUGUGUGUACUACAAAUAAGGGCAGCUGCAUUGUCGUAGAUUACAAAAAAUUGAAGGUGGCAAAUCUUCUAACCGAUACAACAACAACGGCUCAGCUGGAUGCCUCACGAAAGAACUUUGAGGAGUUUACUGCGAAAGCAGGAAAGGCGAAGUUCUUAGGGACAGAAGGCAAAGAGGAGCUGAAGAAGAUCCGCGCUCAAGUCGAUGCCGAUACAGCAGUGUUGCUGUUAAGAAUCUUGUUGACGCUGAAGAGUUGAGAAUGAAUUAUAGUCUAGAAUGAAUACUAGAUAUGUCUUCAAUGAUGUCUAGGCUAAGGCUUUCGUAGAGCUGGAGGAGCUCUAAUCUCAGAAGUUAAAGAUCAGUGUACCAAUAUCGACGUUGACAUGAAGCUCCGCACAGAAGCGAGGGACGCGGAAAUCGAUUAUGUUGAAGUUGAUGUCCAAAAAAAGUAGAAGAUUAAUUAGAGUUGCUCUUGGUGUUGAUACUGGUCGUAGUGGUUGUUCGUAAAUUUGGGUGGCUAGAUGGAUCAUUGUGUACCUCUUGCGAAGCAAGUAGUGGUUGUGUCAGACUGUUGCUCUUUAGCUUUCUACAGGGUCGGUCUACAGGUUACUAGAGUUUUCUUUUUUCGCAUCCGCUACCGCUUCGCAGAACGUUGUCGUUGUGUGAUUGCUAUGAACGAACUUGAACUCGAAUUAUAGCUCGUUUCUAAUCUUUAGCUGUCGGAAAGGCUUUGGAGAUCCUCACGUCUGACGAAACCCGCGCCGCUCUUCAGCCAUCGGCCUUCGGCUUCGUGCAAGUGGCUGCGCGCACCUCUUCAAGCGAGGCAAAGAGAGGAAAGGCUGCCAGGGUACUCCUUUCAUAUGAUUGCCCUGACUGCUGCAACACCAGAAGGAGAACAGUCGCGCCUGGGGUGCUCCCUUUGCUAGUUCUAUUAUUUGGCUGGCUCCUGUUAGUAAAGACCAACCGAAUUCCAUUACUGCCACCACUUACUAGGUUCUCCAGCACACCUUGGAUUCGCUGCCUUCCUGGGAUGAGGUUAGCAUGGAUCUGCAAAGCGCCAAGAUCCAGUCGAAUAUGAACACGCAGAAAGCUAAGUUGGCCUUGAUCGCUCAGUCUGUGCGCCUAGACGCCUUUACAAAGUUAUGCUAUUUAGAAUAAAGAGGUUGAUGACGAAAAGAAAGCGUAAUCCUCAGCCUCUAGAAGAAUUUACAUUUAGAACAAACUACUGCCACUGAUGUCCAUGGAUGUCGAUGUCUCAAGCGUAUAAUUGUACAUGUACGUAGUUGAAGUUGUCCAAUGAAAUACUUUGUAGUCCUCCUCCUCCUCAUCGAUUCUUCUAACAUUAGUGAAGGAAAUGAUCGACAAUUUGGUGGCUGAUAUCAAAGCGCAGAUGGCUCUCGACGUCAAGACCCGGGACGGGUGCACUGUGAACAUUCAAACGAACGAAAAUUAUGCCCAUGACUUCUGCUUUUGUCAAUGGACAUAGCACCAGACACUAGAUACUUGUUCCACCUGUGAAUCGUCCAAUUCUCCGAAAAUUCUUUCUGCUCUCUAUAACCCAUGUACAAUCUAUUUUCUACUUCUAUCUUACUUCAUCGUCUAAGCUACAGAAACAGUUGCAGCCAAGCGUGACCAGCAGUUGGGGGAGGAGAAGAUCGCGUCUUUGGUGGAACAGAUCGCUAAAAUUGACACCGAUGUCGUUGCCGAGAAGGAGUCAUUGGCUGAUACCCUGAACGACAUGAAGAAGGCAGAAACUGAGCGUGAAGUUACGACCAUCUAGACAGUAGACACUGAAUCAAAUUGAUCUCACUACUACGUGAUGUAUAAAUUUAGAUGUCAAGAAAGGGAUGUUGGCGCGGCUCUACAUGAUUCAAGCACUCUGAAGACGUGCUUCAUCAAGAAGAGACACCAGCAUAAAUCUGGAUCGAUAUGAUUACUGUUCUAAUGAACCCGGCAACGCGGAAUUCCAGAAAACCGUCAAUGAACAGCGAGCGAUGCAGAAAGUCCUCGCCAAGGCUUUGAAGGUCCUUAAGGACCACUAUGAACUUUAUGGCACGGGCACUUUAUCAUCAUCCUCCUCCACUUGUUGUUCUAAAAAAUGACUUCCUUAAUAAAUCCUCCACUUCUAAAGCCCUCUGCAGACGGACCAGACUCCGAUGCCAGGCUCCCUCAAGGGCUACAAAGCGCAGGAUGCUUCUUCCGGGGUUCUCGCGAUGAUGGAUAAGAUCAUGGGCGAUUCGAAGGCUCUGGAGGUGGAUAGCAUGAAGACGGAGAAGCAAGCGCAACUGGACUACGAAAAGUACAUCGCUGACUCCAAUGCAGCCUUGGACGCAAGCUACGCAACAAUCGCCUCUCUUGGAGAGGAAAGAGCGGAUAAGGUAUCAUGAUCUCCGUAGAGAAGUAGUUGUUCUCCUGCUCUGGAACAGCAGGAGACUCCUGCUGUUUUAGAACUUAUCGUGUUUGUAGUUUUUGGUAGCUAUGUGCUGUUGUGUCCACAUUGAUUCGAGACGCCUCUACGGCGAUCAACAUGAACCUCUUCCCAAACCUCUUCCAAAGCACUUUCGCAGCCUCUUCCCAAACCUCUUCCAAAGCACUUUCGCAGCCUCUUCCAAAGCACUUUCGCAACCCGCCUCCACCAGGUCGAAGCGAAGUCCGAUACGGAGAGGGAAGUCGCGGACAAGAAAGGCGAAGUCGAAGGCUUAUCCAAAGUAAACACCUCUCUGCGCAACGAUUGCGACUUCCUGUUGAAGUUUUUUGGACAACGCCAAGAGGCUAUGGCCAACGAGAUCGAGGCCGCACAGAAAGCUAAAGCGAUCUUGAGUGGAGCCAAGUAA
Amoebophrya sp. A25 is the source of this 5073-nucleotide messenger RNA. Lineage: Eukaryota; Dinophyceae; Syndiniales; Amoebophryaceae. The record is from the annotation of a GenBank genome assembly.